Messenger RNA from Heterobilharzia americana, 2646 nucleotides. NCBI's taxonomy places the organism in Eukaryota, Metazoa, Platyhelminthes, Trematoda, Strigeidida, Schistosomatidae. The record is from the annotation of a GenBank genome assembly.
AUGUCGCUGGCUGAUUAUAUUCUAGGGAUAACUUCUUUCAAGCUGGUUACCACUUUAGGAAUCGCAUAUGCCAUACUUGCUUUGGUACAACCAUCCAGUCACUAUCUUGUCUGCUUCGUGUCACAUUUCUUCUGGAUAUUAUUGUUGUUGUGGUGCACGUCAUUUGCCGGGGUGCUGAGGUUGCCGGUAUUCUUCACUUCUGUUGCAUUCCUAACAGUUGGGUACUGGUGUUUUGCUGAUGGAGCUGAUAGCAGUUAUCAAGAACGAUGGGCUUCCUGUCAUACUGUCACUGCAUUAGACGGAGGAUCUAGUGAUCAUGUUAGGAAUGCUGUUUCCUGUGAUACCCUAGCCACAGUAAAUAUGGAGCGCAGUCAGUUUUUUGAAAGUUCCGACCAGUUACAUCGUAGUCAAGACGAAGUUGCGGACAGGCGACACCAAUCUGAUCGUCCUCAACGGUGGUCACAGUUUCUGAGACAAGCUUUGCGUUCAAUACCAACGGGAUCAGAUUAUAGGUUUUAUCCAGUUAGUGAAUUACGAGCUUUUAUGUCGGAACAGUUUCGUCUAACAUCCGGAAAAUCCUACAGUACAAUUUUCGAAGGUCAAAGAUUCUAUGAAACAGCUGGUUCCCUGCAUCAGACGGAGUGCAUUUUCGAUGCAACGAACGCAUACUUAACUGUUCAUGCUAGUGGUUCAUUUGUCAAUCGUUGCUUUCUUGCCUUAUGUUGGGCUCAUUUUCUUGUUGCCAUAUGGCUUUAUAAAUGGCCGUUAUACGUGGUUUGUUUUGUUUUGAUUUGCGUUGGAGUUUUCCGUUUAUCACGAUGCCUAAAACUACACGAGUUAUCACGUUGGCUUUUCUGUAAAUUGAGUGGUCUCUUACAAACUUUCACACCAGAUCUAAGUAUGGAGCAAAGAAAAGCAUACUUGAAAUUAAUUAUCCCGAAACCUGUGCAUGGAUUAUUCACACUGUUGGCAUACUGCGAUAGAAAGCUUUGUCGUUACUUGGACUCAUGGUUAGACAGUGUAGUAAGCUUGUUCAUUUUGGUCUUCUUCAUUUUCGCCUUUUGUUUGUUGACAAUGUUCCUAGCCUUUCAAGUUCAUAAUGAAAGUAUUCGCUUGGUGUCUCUGACAAGUGAUCUGGUGAAUAAAGCUUUAAAUAGUGAAGCCUAUAGCUGGCUUCCUAAAAAGGAACAAGUUGAUGGUAUGCUUGGCGUUUUAGUCGCAAAUGCUUAUCAGGCUGGCCGCAGCUGGAUAUCUGAUAGGACGAAUGAACUUUUCGAAGUUGAUCCAAAUUCAAAGGCAAUACUGAAGGAGCAACUCUUAGAUCUAUGGGAGAAUAUUUAUAAUUCUUUUAUAGAUCAGCCUAGUGAUACAGCAAUAGUGAUGAAUGUGUCGACCAGCCAUAAAUCGGAUAUAGCAUUCCUAUCCAAUAACAGUCGCAACCGUAAUAAUUCGAAUCCUUUUGUACCUCUUGGUUUAGGAAGGGUAUCAUCAAAUAGAUUUUCCAUUAACACUACCUGGAUAUUCAAUCGUCAUGCCCUGAGUUCUCUGUUUGUCAUUAUAAAACAGAAUUUGGGUACAUUGGCAACAAUCACAGAAUCAUUAUGGGGUUUAAUGCGUAGUAAUCUAAAUUUGAUAGCACAUUUAAUUACUACUGUAAUUUCGUUAAUCAUGAGUGGUGGGCAUGUUGCAGUCAAUUUUAUUAUUGCCUUUCUGAUUUUUCUUACAGUUCUCUACUAUGUAUUGGCUGCAAGUGGAUCUUGCUACCUUCCUGUUGCUUUUAUCACUUCGUUAACACCAACUUCAUCUAAAACAAACUCUUUGAUUACACAUUUCUACUCGAUUGUCGAAUUAGCUAUUAGUGGAGUAUUUGUUGCAACAUUGAAAUUGGCUGUAUUCUACGGUUUGUAUACAUCACUCACGCAUACUAUAUUCGGUUUAGAUCUUGUGGUCAUUCCAUCUGUUUUGGCUGCUCUACUUGGUGCUGUUCCAAUUAUCGGUACAUAUUGGGCUGUUUUGCCUGGUGUAAUUGAAAUUAUCAUAAUCCGUCAGUCAUUUACUCAAGCUGGUCUACUCAUACUUUUUCAUUUGCUACCAACAUAUGUGGUGGAUGUUGCAGUGUAUAGUGAAAUUAGAGGAGCUGGCCAUCCGUACUUUACUGGUCUAGCAAUUGCUGGCGGGAUAUACUGCCAAGGACCUGAAGGCGCUUUGAUUGGUCCUAUUUUACUAUGUUGUUUCUUGGUCGGGAUGAACAUGUUUCGGUGGGCAAUGGAUUCUGGUAAAGAAGCGUUUCCUGUCAAUCGGUGUGGUCACAAGUCUCAUUACGUAACUCCUACUCCUGUAACCCCAGUACAAGGGUACCAAGCUUGUGGUUCAUCACAUACUACCAGUCGUUUCUGCACUAUGAGCUCAUCUAACAAAAAUCCUACUUUGUCUGCAAAGUUUCGUAGACCCAUUUUCAAAAGGAGAUCAAAAUAUCAAUUUGCCAAAAAUUCAUUCUCUAUGCCUGAUAUUGCAGACAUAUCUGAUGAAUCAUUUCAAACUCCAGAGGUCAGUCAACAAACAACGAAGCCUGUCUCACCGGCUACAGAUAUGCAACAUGCUCAUACAUCAACUCCUGCCCAUGGGUAUACACGUCCGUUUAAUUAA